AUGAUGACGUGCCGUCUGCUGUGCGCCCUGUUGGUGCUUGCCCUGUGCUGCUGCCCGUUCGUGUGCGCGGCAGAGUCUACUGAGCAUACUGAAGCUGAAGAUCGUGAGGCUGAGGCUGAGGGAAACGACACCAGUUUAUUGCACUCUUUAUCAAAGACUAGGCCCGAAGAUGAAGAUAUUGGAAAGGCUGCCAUUUUACCGUCCGCUGUACCAGAGGUACCACGUAAGGAGAUCGGUAACUCAGGGUCGCCAAGUAAGGGGUCCGGUGCGGAACAGGGAAGAAAUGCCGGAGCGGGACCAGCCCCGACCGCUGCAGAUCCGGAAUCAGUUGGCGUGUCUAACACGUUACAAAAUCAUGAUACGGACGGUAAUCCAGGACCAGAAAUCAGCACAAGACAAUCCGCAGAAAAAGCAAAUCAGGAAACCGAAGAUCCUGCCGAGACUACUACUACGACGACUACAACACAUGCACCAACAACGAUAACAACCACUACAACAAAGGCACCAACUACGACCACUACAACAGAGGCACCAACCAUGAAUACAGAGGCGCUAACCACUAUGACGACCUGCGCACCGUCACGUCUUCGGGAAAUCGACGGCAGCCUCAGCAGCUCUGCGUGUCUGUGUGCCCCGCUGCUGCUUGCCGCAUCCGCGCUGGCGUACACCACUGUGAACUAA
Trypanosoma cruzi is the source of this 681-nucleotide messenger RNA. Its product is annotated as mucin TcMUCII, putative. Lineage: Eukaryota; Euglenozoa; Kinetoplastea; Trypanosomatida; Trypanosomatidae. The record is from RefSeq and is a predicted model, not a curated record. Bases 1 to 681 code for a protein of 226 amino acids. The transcript has a single exon.